AUGGUACGUGGCAUGUCUGGUUCUGAAUGCCCUGUUUGCUGGGGUUGUUUCUCACCAGAGCUCAGAUGCCCAGCUCCAGUUUGCUUCUUCAGGGAUAGCAGGACCCUGGGGUUAGGCUAGAGCAGCUCCCCAGAGCUCUAGUUCCCCACCAUGGGGAGUGAAGACUCAGGGUCUUACUGGUGUCAUGCAGAGACAGUGACUCACAGUGUCAGAAACUGGAGCCUCCAAUCUUAAAUUCACGGGCAGAAAGUCCUGGGCUCUAAUGUAAGCUUAGAUACCCAGGUCCCUGGGGGACAAGAGACUGAAGGAGGGGAUCUCACCCUACUCUGCUCAGUGGCUGAGGGCACAGGAGACAUCACAUUUUCCUAGCACAGAGAGACCACAGGAACCAGUCUGGGACAGACCCAGCAUUUCCUGUCAGCAGACCUGGAGAUCCCAGCUGUGAAGGAGUACAAUGCUGGCCAAUAUUACUAUAGAGCUGACAAUGGCCACAAUCCCAUCCAGAACAAGGUGGUGAAUAUUUCUGUGAGAAUUCCAACAUCUUGUCCUGUCCUCACCCUCAGGGGUCCCAGGACCCAGGCUGUCAUGGUGGAUAUGGUAGAGCUUUGCUGUGAGCUUGGAGCUGCCCCUACAUCCCCCACCCCAAUCCUGUACCGGUUUUAUCAUGAGGACAUCAACCUGGGUAGCAGUUCAGUGCCCUCUGGAGAAGGAGCAUCCUUCAACCUCUCUCUAACUGCAGGGCAUUCUGGAAGCUACUCCUGUGAGGCUGACAAUGGCCUGGGGGCCCAGUUCUGUGAACUGGUGCCACUCUCCAUCUCAGCCUUUUCAGCAUAA
Molecule: messenger RNA, 834 nt
Organism: Orcinus orca (killer whale)
Lineage: Eukaryota; Metazoa; Chordata; Mammalia; Artiodactyla; Delphinidae
Product: Fc receptor-like protein 2
Biological process (GO): cell surface receptor signaling pathway
Molecular function (GO): transmembrane signaling receptor activity
Source: RefSeq, a predicted model, not a curated record